This is a messenger RNA of Diorhabda sublineata, 7073 nucleotides long. RefSeq names its product cell surface glycoprotein 1-like. NCBI's taxonomy places the organism in Eukaryota, Metazoa, Arthropoda, Insecta, Coleoptera, Chrysomelidae. The transcript is spliced from 8 exons. Bases 1089 to 3200 code for a protein of 703 amino acids. The record is from RefSeq and is a predicted model, not a curated record.
AGGCUUACUUAAAAUAGUUUUUGUAUAUUUAUUUUGAGUAUUGCAGUAGAUACCCCAAGCUGUUUGACCCGUAAACAAUGUUCUGUUCAUUUUUACUUAUAGGCGGUAUUUUUUUGAUUAUUUUUGUUGUUUGUUAAAAGGCAAAGUUGAUCAUGUGCUUACGUGUUUUAGUUUGUUUUUAUUGUUAUUGCUUAAUAGGCGUGUGAAGGUGUGUGUAUUUGAACCCCACCGGUAGUCAGGGAUAGCCUAGGUGUUAAACUGGGUAGUUUUAAUACAUUUUUCAAAUGGGAAACUAUAAUUUUAAAGUUUUUUUCACAUCAAAAUAAUGUCAGUUUACUACUUCUUAUGUUUGAUGUUCUUAUAUACUCAUUUCAAGGGCAUUUUGUUAACUAUUGUUAACCAAUUAAAAGAUUUUGUAGUUAUUCGAAUUUUUAUUGAAGUAGUUUCCUCAAUCAUUAUUUAUUAAUUUGAAAAUAGCUAAUUAUAACUUCUUUCCGCUUGAUGAAUUAAUGUUUGAAGUUUUUUCCAUUACCUUACCAUGUUGCCAAGUCGAAAAGGUAACAUUCUCGGAUUUUUGUUAGGAGUUGCUUUACUAUUUCUCAAUAAUUUCCAAGGAUUAUAUUUGCCCCAAAAAUAUGACUGUGUUAUAAUUUUUUUAUAAUUGAUAUUUUCAAAUUGAGGUACUUUUGCUAUACAGUGAUAACCUAAUAUUUUACUGAAAGAUGUUAUUAUCUGUAUAAAUAGAUUAUUACUUCUUCAUUAUUAUGGCUAAUACAAGAUUAAAAUAUUGAUUCUAUUUAUGAUCUUAAUUUCAGGCUUAGAAGUAUUUUGUUUCUAUUUUUAAAAGUAUAAAACAUUUAGUGUUAGGAUAAAUUUCUUGUAUUCUUUCCAAUGCUAUAUUUUAUGCCAAGAAUUCUCUUUUAUUUCUUCUAAAUUUGUUGUUGGCUGAACCCAUACUAGUGAAAUUUGGUUAUUUUGUUGUAUUGUGAAAUCUGCGUUAGUUUUUUCCUUUUCAUAAGCCUUAAGCAAAAUUUUUUAGCACACAUGAAAUUUGCUUUGCAUAAUUAAUGAGAGGUUUCUGAGAACAAAUGAUGAACUCUACUUUAAAACCAGUAUUGCCUACAACUCAGACAACUUCACCAACUCCUAAUAAACCAAUGCACCCUCAAGGAGCUCCGGUAUCAUAUGGUCAGCCAUCAGGUCCAAUUCCCCAAAAUCCUUUUCCAAACACCAACGUGGCUCACAAUUCGGCAUCUCAACAAAACCAUUUUUCACUAAGUGGUAGUCCCCCUUUUAAUAUGGGCAGUAUUCCUGCUAGCAAUCAUCCUGUAGCUAUUAGCCAACCAUCAAGUGGUCAAGUUUAUAACCAACCCAAAAACGUGUCUUAUUCCAGUGGUUUUCAAAAUGCACAAAAUCAAAACACUUUACCUCCAGUCAGUCAGGCUUUGCCAGCAACUACUCCUCUGACAACUGCACCUAACCCCAUACAAAAUACAUCUGCAUCUAUUUCUAAUUCAACUACCCCAAGUACUGAAUCUUCAGAGGAAAAAUUACAACCUAAUGGGACAACACAAGAUGAUCCAGCACCAGUAGUUGAUAGACCUAAUAUUCAAGAGAACCAUGUUACUCCAGAAAUAGUUAGUACUGAAGAACCAAAACAAGAUACCGCGUCUCCAAGUCCGUCACAAGAAAAGACACCAGAAGAGCCUUCAUCAGAGCCUUUGAAUAAUAUUAACGAUGAUGAUGCUGAAACAUCAAAGGAAUCUGACAAGGAACAUAAUUCAUUGGAACCUGCUCCGGUGCCUGAACCUAGUCCAAGUCCAGUACCAGUUUCAGCUUCGACAACCACAAUAGUUUCUGUCCCGAUAACUGCAGAUGUACCUGAAACCUCAUCAACGUCAGUUUCUGAGCCUGUUGAAUCAUCUACUCAAAAGGAAGACGAAACUGAAACAGUUCAAAAUGAUUCAGUUUCAUCCGAUGUGGAAACUUCGAAGGAAACAAUAGAGACUGAUCCAUUAGCAAUAGAAACUCCAUCAGACAUGAAGCUUCCACAUGACCAAGACAAAAAUGUUCUGCUUACAGAAAGUAAAGAUGAAGGAAGCGAAGAUGAAGAACAAUCUAGUGACGGUAUAAGUGACUCUGAAAAAUGUGAAAAAGAUGAAGAUCCAUUGAGAAGAACCCCUAAAAGAAAAACGAAAGCCUCACCGCAGGAGCAGAAAAUAGAAACCAAAUCUCCAAUGACCAAAACUCCCAGUAUAUCAGGACAAACAAAACGACAAAGAAUAAUGACUCAGCACUACCAAAGCCCCUUACCGGAAAUUGAAAUAAUAACAAAAAUUAGUUCGUCUACACCACGCACUAAAAAUAAUGACGAUAAGUUGAUUUAUUUCUACAAAAACGAAUUUUUGGCUGUAAGAAAUACAGAGGGGGGUUUUUAUUUGUGUCAAGCUGUACAAAAUAUUUAUAAAUCAUCAUCAAAAAUUAAAAUUCGUUGGCUUUCACAAGAUAAAAGUGAUAAGAGUGGAGAAAUCUACACCCCAGAUUUUUAUGACUUAACUGACUUUGACUGUAUUCUAACUAGUAUAGAUUUAACUAGAGUCGGCAAAGGAAGGUAUAAAUUGAAACCUAAGGAGAAAGAGAGAACAGAUAGUAUUUUAAAGAGAUGUUUAGCUGUUGAAAAAGGAGAAAUUUCUCAACCUUCAGUAUCCGAGGAACAUCCAGACGGUUUGGAUAUAUCUUUAUACAAAGAUGAAGAACAGUUAGUGAAAAAUAAAAAUCGUGGUACAAAACGUAAGAGUCAACCCAGAACGGAGUCACCUAAAAAACAUGUUCCUAUCAAAAAAACUCCUGAAACUCCUAAAGUCAGAAAAGUAGAAACAAAACCAACUAAAAAUAGUGCAUCAACAAAAAAAGUUACACCCGCCAAAAAGUCAACAGCUCCAGAACCUAAAAAAACACCAACCAGAGGGAAGAGAAAAAGUGAUACAAAAACUAGUCCUGUUGUGGAUCCAAAAAAGGCUAAAGUGUUAGCCAGAAUUGGUAGGAAAACUGCAGUUACUGCUAGUAAUAGUAAGCUUCAAGCUGCUAAAAGUGGAAAAGUAUCAAAACCAACACCUUCUACUUCAAAAGUCACAAAAAUAACACCAACGAGCUCUAAAACACCACCAAGAAAAGCAGCCAAGAGGUCCUCAAGAAAGUAAAUAAAUUAUUUUUUCAGAUUUAUGUGUAUAUUUUUUUAUUUUUAUUUUAAAAUUAAUUUUUUAUGGAUUGAUUAACCUUAUAGAACAAGUAGAUGCAUAUCAUGAGGUUUUUUAAAAAUUUAUGAUAUGUGUUUUCAAUGAUGUUUUGAAUCAUGGACCUUUACAAAAAUAAUACUAAGAGUAUUGAUAGAAAAAUUAGUAUUUCAAUAAAAGGCCUUAUGAUCUUCCUUAACGAUUAGUUCAAAUUUUAAAUAAAACAUAUAAAAAGGUCCAUCUUUCAAAACGUUGCGAUGUUUAUAGUUACAUAUACUUAUACAUAUAAUGGCCAUUACACAGAGGGAAAUCUAUUUUGCGUUGUUUCAAAUGUAUUUAUUAGAUUCCUAAGUUUGUUUAUUUUUGGUGAUUUAUCAAUUUUCCAGUUGAUUAAUCUAGCGUUGUGAAAACCAUCCAGUACAUAUUCAAACAUUAUUAUAUAUUACACAUUUAAAUAAUUGUAAUAGAAACCUACAAGAAGUUAUUUAUUUAUUAAAACAGAUAUUCAAGACAUCAACAUAAUAUAUUGCAAAUUUUACUCAAUCUUUACAAUGUGGGAUGAGCUCAAAGGUUAUUUUGACGAAGAACUCACGUAUCAUUUUACUCUUAAAAUAGUGAAAAAAAGAUAUCCAAGCGUUAAUAUUGAAUAACUGCUCAAUCUUCAAGAUCCUUAGACAAACAACGAUAUAAAUUUUGAGACAUGUCAAAUUUCUAACAAUUUCGUAGGAAGUCGUUUCUCAUAAUUUUUUUUAAUUCGAAGCGCAUGAGAAACAAAUUCUGUAGCCAAAUAGACAAGAUUUGGUUGUCUUUUCAGUCCAAAUGAUCUCUAGCAAACUUUAGUCAUGCUCGAUGAAGUUUAAUUGUAGACACUCCGAGCCUCAAGUCGAACUCUACUCGUCACACAAAAUAUUGGCAAAGUUGUAAGAAACACACACACGCCCAAGGCGUCCGAUUUCUUUCCGUCUCAUGAAUUAUCUUAUGAUCUAAAAGUCAAAAAUGGUGCCACUUGUGAGAAGUUUUCUACAAUCAACACAACAGUAGUAGUGUACGAGUAAUGAAUCUUGAAAAAAUAACUUCAUAUCAGGUGAAAAUAUUGAACGACAACAAAAUUCAAUCCUUGAAAGAAACUUGCAGUUUUAUCCAAGUUACAUGUUAAUUAUGCAUUGAAGAGUGGACUAUAUAAAAUAUAACGCAAAUUCCUUGAAUUUGCAUAUUUUAACCAAAUUCCUUUGCUCUGAUCUCUAUUAUGUGAUCAUCAAAUCUUCUCAUUUCACAAAUUAAAAAUGUCAUAGUUUACAGCUAGAUUUAGCACUGGAAAAAAAUUGAUAUGUCAAAUGAACGAGCACAUUUCUAUUUUGUGGGUAUAUUGUGUAAUAUAAAUUUUUAUAGUAAGUUCAAAUAUAUAUUUUCAAUUUAGUAGAUAUUCCACAAUUGCAUAAAGAUUUAAAGUUGAGUGGGAAUAUUUCAUAUUCUGGGAUUUUUUUUUGUAAACCCGAACUUGGUGUAAAAAUGAUAUUACACUUACAUCAAAUAUACAAGGUGGUUCAUAAUUACAAACUAAAGUUGAUAGUAUGUCAAAAAAUAUGGGUAUUCCUUCAUGUACAAUAUUAAAAUUUAUUAAUAAGGGAGAUUGAAACCUUCAAAGGGUUGAAUUGAGAAUUUUUCUUUUUGAAAUAGCAGUCGUAUGGCUUUGAUUCGGGAAUUUCUAUUUUAGUAGUGAUGGAUUUGGAUGGUUUUUUUUAUUUAAAAAAUUUCCAUACAAAGAAGGUGCGCUUGUUUAAACUAUUUGUAUUCACAUAGUGGUGAGUGAUUAUACUCAUAAUCAUUUACAAAAUAUGAAUUCUAAAGUUAAACCCGUUUGGCAAAUAGAAGAUAGAAAAAAUAUUUUCCAUUCGUCGCAUAGGGAUGCAUAGAAUAAAGAAUAUCAAGAGAAGUACUAUUAUUUUUGAAUGUACUAUUAGCUAUUAGAAAUUCUUGUACAUAAUUCUCCUUGUAUAUUUUGUUAGUUUUUUUUAUUUUGUAUUUUUAGUUGCAAAUGAUACAAAACGAAGUAAUUCUAAAUGAGAUGCAAAGAGUACAUAUUUAAUAUUUUAAUUUUAUAUCAUAUUUAUUUUUGAAUAUUGACAAUUUCAUUGAAAUGUUUAUUAAGUUGUUAGUACUUUUUAAAUAUCGAAUUGAAUUUGUUAUUAUUGACUGUACUACUGAUGAAAAGUUGGAAAUAUAAAUAAAUGUGACUUUGUCUUGUGUGCAUUUGUUAUUGCUUACAGAAAGGUAUUGGAAAUAUAAAUUUUUGAUAGGUUUUUCUAAAAUUAGAAAACAUUUUUCUGGCAUUUUUUUUUCAAAAUAACAUUGAAACUUCAAAUCUUUAUUGAGUUCAAAAGGCUAUUUUUAUAAUAAACAUAUAUAAUACAAAUUUAAAUAUCAAUCUUAUUUAUAUUGAACAUAAUUUUGAUAGAAUUUCCACACAUUAUACACCUACAUUUUAAUAAUUUAUAUUUGUUCACCGAUGUAUUAUAUUUAUUGUGUGAUGUAUUUAUGUAAUGUAUUGAUACAUUGAUACACAAUCUGACAAGCAUUUUGUUUUUGAAAAGUGUUUAUCAAACAUAAACUGUAGAUUUUCCGGAGGUUCUGUGCUCAGUACUUUAGCCUCACUUUUUUUCUCAAAUAUUCAAAUUUUUGUAGUAGUUAUAACGUUUGUACAAAGACCAUUUCCCUCUCUCGGUUUUUAAUUUUUAUUGGAAUUUUGGAUUUGAUAGCGAACAUGUAUGUUGCAAUAAAUUUUUUUUAAAUACGAAAAAGCCAAAUUUUAUUUGAGUUAAAACGCAAGGUAGAACUGACUAAUCCUGUACAUAGACCACCAUGAGUUUGUUUCUUUGGGGUCAUUUUUCAGGAGAUAUGGUUCAGAUUGAAUAUGAAUGUUGUUAUUAAAAUUAGGUUAAAAAUUAUAUAAAUAUUCAAAAAUACUUAAUUAAAAUUGAUUUAACUAUCCAAUAAUGCACAUAUUUUCAUAAAAUGCCAAGUCAAGUGACAUAUUGAGCUCUUAUCUGAAAAAAACUAUUGACUAAACUUUUAUACUUGAAACCUGAUUUUGCGCAAAAAAUUACCUCCAAAAUGACUUUCAACAGAACUAUUACAGAUUUUUUCGAUGAAUCUGACUAAUUAUUGGAUUAGUGGUAAUUAUAGCCGUAAUAAACUACUGUUCAAUUAUGCAUUUUAAACAAACUUUGGUUGGAUUCCAGAACCAUUUUAAUCUCAUAUAUAGGUACUAAAACAGGCUUCAUACUUUGUCAAAAGUAGACAAAAAUUUAUUUAUUAAAAAUUUUCUUAAAAAUAUCUACAUGGUAUAAAUCCAGCCUAACCCAGGUAUUCGUUAAAAUUAUUUACAUAUAAAAAGACUAAUAAUGCAAUCAGUAAUUUUUGAGAAGUUAAUCACUAACAGAGUCAACCGUUGGAGUCAUUGAAAAGACCUACAUCAUUUUUUUAUCCUAAACAAACAACUUCACAAAAAGUAGAUACAUUUUACACAUCGAGGAUUCUCCAUGACCAUCAAGCUGAACAGCAAAACUUAAUUUUUUUUAAUUUGAUUCCAUGUGGAUAUUCGAUAUUUUAAUUUUCUUAACUAUUUAUCCAGUGAAAUUGUCAAUAAAAUACGUAUAUAUGUAUUUUUACGGGGUGGAAGAGGGAAUAUUUCAUUAGGACAUCUGAAACCCCUUCAUUUCGCAUUAGUAUUAUUAUUUUUUUUUCGAUAAGUACUCAUUUUUUCAAAUGUACAUUAAACUACACGUAAGACAAAAUGUAAAGUACGUAUAAAUAUGAAUAGAUUGAAACUAUCAACAAAAA